AUGGAUCCCGACGCUGGUUCCACAAUCAAGACAACUGGGUCUGUGGACGUUGAUGACAGCAGCGACAGUUCCAGCACCAGCAGUGGCAGUGACACGGCGCUUACCCACGAUGACCCAGAGGCUGCCAAGGCGGCUCUUCGGGCCAAGAUCCGCCUACAAGCGGGAUCUCUCUUGUCUAGUAAGGGACCUCCUGUCGCCACCGUAAAGACCGGCACCAGCUCGGCUGCCAAGCGCAGUGCGUCGAGGAAUGUACCAACUUCCGCCGUCGUGGGAGGAGCUGCUGCCGUGGGAGCUGGAGCUGCCAUUGCUGCUGCCAGUAAUAAUAGUGACGAAGACUCUCUGAGUUUCCGACAGAAAACGGGAGAACAAUCCCAAGAAAACAGUCCUCCCGAGGAUGCCAAAGUGGGCAGUGACGACUCCAUGAAUGACUCCAAGCGGUCGGUGGUACGAUUUGAAGGAGAGGAGAUGGACGAUUUGGACAAAGAUGACGAUAUCAAGGAGGCACCGCCGGUCGUUACCGUGCCAAAAACCGCAGAAGAAAAUGCCGCCAGAAGCGCCGCUCCUCGUCCCUCACUCAUGGAACAUAAAUCGGAGAACCCACCGGAUCAUGAUGAAGAAGGAGGUCUCAAGAUGGACGAUCUAAUGGAUGUCAGUGAAGAAGUUGGAUGUUCCGAUGGGGCCAACACGGGAAUUGCUCUCUGUGUACUCUUUCUCCUUAUAUGGAUCAUUGCCGUACCGAUUGCCCUCACCAACAGCAAGGCAAUCGAAACGGGAGAAGAUGGCGAGCCAGCUCCUACCCGUGCCCCCACUGAAGCCCCAAUUAAUCUCAUCAACCUGCCCACCGUGGCUCCGGUGGCUCCUACUCGCGUACCAACGGUGGCCCCCACAGAAGAGCCAACAGCUACCCCAUCCUUGUUGCUUGUUUUCCCAUCUUACACAGAGGAAGCACUCACGGACCCAGAGUCCCCACAAAGUCAGGCUUUGCAGUGGCUCUUUACAGAUCCAUUGGAAUACAUCGUACUGGAGCUCAACGAUAACAACCUGGAUGGAGAAAUCCCUCCGGAAAUUGCCAUGCUCGCGUCGUUGCAACGGAUCCAGUUGCAAGAGAACAAGAUCGUGGGAAGUAUUCCCACCACCAUGGCCGAGCUUUCCGAAAUGACCCUUCUCGACUUGCAAGAGAAUUUCCUGACGGGACCCAUUCCUUCCGAGCUGGGCCUCAUGACGGCGUUGAACCAUAUUUGGUUGAAUGGAACUCGUGACGCCACCGCCGAGGGUACAAAUGCGUCAAGCAUCCCGUCCGAAUUGGCGCUCUUGACUGAACUGGAACAGUUGCAUCUUGGGUCGAACAAGUUGAGCGGAAAUGUGCCAACGGAACUGGCCUUGUUGCAAAACUUGGAUUGGUUAACCCUGAGAAACAACGAACUCAGUGGGAUCAUUCCCAGUGAGAUAGGGUUGCUUCGGAGCAUAUCUUGGUUGGAUUUGGCCGAGAACGACCUUGUUGGAAACAUCCCGGGUUCGGUUGGCUUGUUGAAUGAUACUCUGCGCAUCUUGCAAUUGGAGGAUAACGGCCUCACGGGCAAUCUGCCGUUUGAAAUGAAUCGAUUGACGAGUGUCCAGCAAGUGUGGUUGCAGCAUAAUAUGCUAACGGGUAACGUGCCGGCUGGACUGUGCUAUUUCAAGCGAAUUGGCAAGGUUGAGACAAUAUGGGUGGAUUGUGAAGAAGUGGCUUGUGACUGCAACUGUAUGUGCUCAACCGUCACGGAGGAAGAUGGAGAAAUGGGAGAAGCAGAGAAUGGCGACGGAAGCGAGGAAGGUGAGGAUGAUAUUGCCUCCGCCCCUGCCAUGGUUGAGGGCACCAAUGCGACAGACGGACGAGCGUUGUAG
This is a messenger RNA of Seminavis robusta, 1884 nucleotides long. The record is from the annotation of a GenBank genome assembly. Lineage: Eukaryota; Bacillariophyta; Bacillariophyceae; Naviculales; Naviculaceae.